UCCUCCUGUUAUUUCUUAUCUCCAUAGAGUAGGUUAUUCCUCUUUGUUCCUCUUCCAUUACUAUAAGUUCUAUGGAAUACGAGCGAAUGCCGGUGGCACUGUUCAUUACUGUCGACGAGACACCUGUCUAUUCGAGUUAAGAAAGAGUUAAUGCCAUGUCUGACCCUACGAGUGAUCAUGUAGAUGUAUUGGACGAGGAGCCGGACGUGGAGUCCAGCUAUAAACCUCCACCGGAAAAGUCCAUUGAGCAAAUCCUGGAGGCAGACAAGGAAGACGAAAGUCUGCGCAAAUAUAAGGAGACGCUUCUAGGAGAAGCGAAGUCUGGCGGUAUCAUAGUAGAGCCUAAUGAUCCUAGAAAGGUAAUAGUAAAGAAAUUGGCACUAUGCGUUACCGAUCGACCAGACAUGGAACUGGACCUGACCGGCGAUUUGUCGCAAUUGAAGAAACAGACGUUUGUCAUAAAAGAGGGUGUGAGCUACAGAAUCAGAAUCGAUUUUAUUGUACAACGUGAGAUCGUGCAUGGAUUAAAAUACAUUCAAAAGACUUAUCGCCUUGGUGUACCUGGAGUGACGGUUGACAAAAUGAUGCAUAUGGUAGGCUCGUAUCCUCCUAAAACGGAGAUUCAAUCUUAUAUCACUCCAGCUGAGGACGCGCCAGCCGGUGUUGUUGCGCGGGGCUCCUACAGCGUCAGCUCUCUCUUCACAGACGAUGACAAGCACGAACAUCUCAAGUGGGAAUGGGCAUUCGAGAUCAAGAAAGAUUGGAAAGACUAAGUCAUCUUUUAUUUCGCGGAAGAAACCGGAGAAAUAAUUUACAACUUCUAGCCUUACUACAUUUUACGAAUAAUAAUUAAGGACGUAAAAUGCCAAAACAUAGACUUGGAUGGAUGAUUUUUAAUGCUUUAGUGGUGGUCGACGUUGCCAUAAGAAUUACUUAUUUACUUAUUUUAAGUAAUGAAAGAAGAGAAUAUUAUUGGUAUUUAUUAAGUUUUUUUCAUAAUUGAUUAGAGAAAUUGUAUUCGGAAAUUACGAAGUGUAUACACACACAUACACAACAUAUAUACACUAUUAUUAGAAGAUUUAUGACCCAGGAUCUAUGUUACCAUUUUAAAAAAUAAUAUUGCUUAAAACAGUUGGGUUUUAUUUAUUAGAUUUUGAUACCAUUAAAUAUUGUUAUCCACACUUCAACAAAAACACAAAACUUUAUUGUUUUUGGCAAUAUAUUCAGAAGAUAUUUACAUUUAGUCUAAACGAGAGCAUUUAGUUUUAACUUUGCAAAUUGUGGAAAAACAAAGAAGUAGAAAAAUCAUAUUUAUUUCAUUGUAAGAUCAUACUUUUUUUUAUUUGACAUUUAAAUUUUAUUUAAAAAAAUAAUAUAAAGUGGCGUCGCUCUUCAAGUUUUAAAUUAUUUUUUAAGGCUCUUGAUGACUACUUAUCGCAGCCAUAUUAAAGUCGUGACGUCAUAAGUGAGAAAUCACAUGUAAAAGUUUCCGCAAUAACUUUUGUAAAUAAAUAAAAUUUGGAUAAAACAAUAA
Molecule: messenger RNA, 1534 nt
Organism: Solenopsis invicta (red fire ant)
Lineage: Eukaryota; Metazoa; Arthropoda; Insecta; Hymenoptera; Formicidae
Gene: RhoGDI
Product: rho GDP-dissociation inhibitor 1
Exons: 5
Coding region: 156-773 (205 amino acids)
Biological process (GO): Rho protein signal transduction
Cellular component (GO): membrane; cytosol; cytoplasm
Molecular function (GO): Rho GDP-dissociation inhibitor activity; protein binding
Source: RefSeq, a predicted model, not a curated record